This is a messenger RNA of Medicago truncatula (barrel medic), 3025 nucleotides long. Its product is annotated as serine/threonine-protein kinase TOUSLED. The transcript is spliced from 17 exons. Gene Ontology annotation, biological process: peptidyl-serine phosphorylation; chromosome segregation; intracellular signal transduction. NCBI's taxonomy places the organism in Eukaryota, Viridiplantae, Streptophyta, Magnoliopsida, Fabales, Fabaceae. The record is from RefSeq and is a predicted model, not a curated record. The coding region runs from base 467 to 2479 and encodes 670 amino acids. Gene Ontology annotation, molecular function: protein serine/threonine kinase activity; ATP binding. Gene Ontology annotation, cellular component: nucleus.
ACCACCAAUUAUUUCCUAUUUUGACCCUUAGAAAUCACUUUCCUAAAAACAAAUCAACCCAUAGCAAUUUCACAAAAGAAAAAACUAGUCACACAAUUUCAAAACCUCUAUUACUUCCUUGUUUUGCAGUGAUGCUUCAUUCUCUCACCACUCUUAAUCAAAUCAAUCUUCCCUCCCAAGCUUUUGAUUCCACCACUCUUAACAAACCCUAGACCCCCUCUCUCUCUCCACAAAAUCAAUUAAUUCUUUGAUUUUUUUUACCCAAAAUUUUCCUAUUUUUUUCACUUUCCUUCACAAAAUCAACACACACAUCAUAAAUUUUUUGACCCUUUCAUUUCUUCAACUGAUUCUACGAUUUUCCCAUUUCAUAAAUUCCACAAAACCCUAAUUUUCUUUACGUGGGUCGCUAAAAAAAUUACACCUUUUUCUCUUUGAUCACGAAUGGUUUGCAGUUACAGAAGCAACAAUGUCGGAUGAUAUGCUAGUGCAUUUUUCUUCGAAUUCUUCGAAUCAAUCGGAUCAGUCUCUGCCUACAAAGAUUGCCAAGUUGGAAGCUCGAAUGGUAGGAAAAGGUUCUUCAACUGCUUCUCAGCAACAGGGUUGGCCUUCUGUUUCUUCUGCUGGGAAAUUCAGUGGAGUAGCAGCUGAAGAAAUGGUUGAGCCUUGUAGUUCAAGUGAUUCUGAUGAUGAUAAUGGUGCGGAUUUCUUGAUUCAAGCCAACACACGUAAGCGCUUAAAACCUCACGAAGAUAACGAUGAUGUUUUUGAACGUGCUGAGGUUGUUACUGAAGGAAGACAAACUAGUUUGGAGACAAAAAAUAAUGUUGAUGCAAAUAGAAAGAAAUCUGGUCGUGGAAGAGGGAGUUCUGGUUCAAGCAGAGGCCGUGGUUCCAAAUUUAAUGAUCAGACCAGAACACAAAUUUCUUCUUCGACAGUUUCGGCUUCAAAUGGUCAGAAUGAGAAUGAUGGUAGACUCAAAGAUCCGUUUCGUAAUGAUAAUGGUGCUUCAUUAGAGGAGGAGAUUGCAUCUUUACGUGCAAAAGUUGUUGUGUUGGAGGAAGACUUGCGUAAAGCAAAGCAAGAAGCCUCUCAGCAUCAGAAUAUUUGUCCACAGUUAGAAAAGGAACUGAAGGAAUUGAAAGAUCUUGAGGAGCAAAUGAAACCUAAGAGAACAAAAAUAAUAUCCGAUUUGCUGAUAUCAGUUUCAAAGGCUGAGAGACAAGAAGCAAGACUAAAAGUACGACAGGACUCAUUGAGACUCGGAAAUGUUGGUGUAAUCAGAGCUGGAACUGUCUUAUCUGAGACCUGGGAAGAUGGUCAGGCGUUAAAGGAUCUGAAUGCCCAGCUUAAACAACUACUCGAAACAAAGGAGGCAAUUGAGCGCCAGCGCAAGUUAUUCAAGAAAAAACAAUCUGAUAAGGGUGAUGGAAUAGAUGCAGAGGCUGGAUUGCUGGAAGAUAUUCUCAUUCACGAGGAAAUCUAUAAGUCUCGACUAGCCAGCAUUAAACGGGAAGAAGAAAUUGUUUUGCGAGAGAGGGACCGCUACGAACUAGAGAAGGGAAGACUAAUUCGUGAAAUGAAACGCAUUCGGGAUGAAGAUGGUUCACGGUUCAACAAUUUUCAGAUUCUAAACCAUCGUUACGCCCUUCUAAACCUUCUUGGAAAGGGAGGAUUCAGCGAGGUGUACAAGGCUUUUGAUUUGGUAGAGCAUAGAUAUGUUGCAUGCAAGCUUCAUGGUUUAAAUGCUCAAUGGAGUGAAGAGAAGAAGCAAAGUUACAUAAGGCAUGCAAUUCGGGAGUAUAAUAUUCACAAGACCUUGGUCCAUCGUCAUAUUGUUCGUUUAUGGGACAUCUUUGAGAUUGAUCCAAAUACAUUCUGCACUGUUCUAGAGUAUUGCAGCGGGAAAGAUCUUGAUGCUGUUCUUAAAGCAACACCUAUAUUGCCUGAGAAGGAGGCUAGAGUCAUUUUAGUUCAGAUUUUCCAAGGCCUUAUUUACAUGAAUAAAAGAGCACUGAAGAUUAUCCAUUAUGAUUUAAAGCCCGGAAAUGUUUUGUUUGAUGAGCUUGGUAUUGCCAAAGUGACUGAUUUUGGUCUCAGCAAGAUUGUGGAGAAUGACGUGGGAUCCCAGGGUAUGGAACUUACAUCCCAGGGGGCUGGAACGUAUUGGUAUUUGCCUCCUGAAUGCUUUGAGCUCAGCAAGACGCCUCUUAUAUCAUCCAAGGUUGAUGUCUGGUCUGCUGGUAUUUUGUUUUAUCAAAUGCUAUUCGGCAGACGUCCUUUCGGACAUGACCAAACACAAGAGAGAAUACUUCGUGAAGACACAAUUAUUAAGGCACGCAAGGUUGAAUUUCCCUCAAGACCUACUGUUUCUAAUGAGGCAAAGGAAUUUAUACGGCGGUGUCUGACAUAUAACCAGGCUGAGAGACCAGAUGUAUUGACCAUUGCUCAAGAUCCAUAUCUCACAUACGUGAAGAAGUAGUGAUGUUCAUUGACAUGGCUUUGUUACCCUCUCCCCACCAAAAAAGCAUAUGGGGAUCUCAUCUUCUAACUUCAGUCACAUAAAUAUCUGUCAGAAUUUGUAUAGGCUGUUAAGGUUUUCUUGUCUCAAAUGAGUGAGGGAAAGGAUUUUUCCCAUUCUACAAGGAAUUCUUGUUUUCUUCAUGCAUUUAUCAUUUUGGUUCAAAAUACCGGAGUAGCAAAAAGCUAGUUGAGUUGACUUGACCUUGAAAGGGUCAUGAUGUAUAGGUAGGUAAGAAGUUUUUUUUUUUUUUUUUUUAAUUAUUCUUCUUGCCACCAAAUUAUUGGAUUAUAAUGCAUAUUGAUCGGCUACAUUUUCUUUUCAUUUGUGGAGAGUUGUUUAAAGACAUUUUAUUGAAGAGUUUGCUUAUCUUACAAUUGUGUAAUAGAUGGUUCAGCCUAGUAUGUGGUGCUUGGUGCAAAAGUAGUUUUCGACCAUCAUGUGUGAUGAUGUAUUUCAAUCAAACUGGCAAUGAUACAGCAAUGAAAAACAACUUGUUAUUUGUAA